CACUGAUUAUUAUCUCUGUGGAAAACAUAGGUCAAAUUUCAUUCAUGAAUACCAUUUUAGAGAAAAAUUGACAACAUACUGAGAUAAUUAAUUGCCUUUGAUAGUAGUGAGCUGUGAAAAGACUGUAAAAGUAAAUUGGCUUCACAGCACUAUUUCAAAAUUAAAUGCUAUAUAUUUCUACAUAUCCGUAAGAUAUUAUCUUCAGUUUGUACAAAAAUAAACAGAUUUACUCACUUGUUAUGUUGCUCAGAUCAGAAAUGUUUUUCAUCAAUAAGACAGAGGCAAGGAAUAGCGUUCGUGAACAUGGGAUUAGGAUAUUGAAAUACUCAAAGACUAGCCCAUUCUUAUAAACCUGAUGGGUUUGGUCAGCCUGACUCACAGUUAUACUACGUGCUUGUAGUAACACUUAUACACCAAUCAGACUUCCAUGCAACAAUUUCAUAAUUUCACUUAAUCUCUCUCUUCCUCUAAAGUGGGUUGACCUUUUGACAUCCCACCCCCUCCUCAUGUUAAUGUCAGCACAAAAGAUGUGCUUGAACUCCCAAUCUAAACAUGUGAACUAUCACAAACACAUUUUGUAGAGUCAUUCAACCCUCUCUGACGUAUUUUCUACAGAAAGUUUGUUUCUUACUGGAUUUUUGUGUCAGUACUUUAAAUGAUUGUACACGGCUGAGAUUCUCCAUGAGCAAACUCAUCUGUUAAAGUAAGGCAUCUUUGGAAAGUCUCAAAGGAGAUAUCAACACAAACAUAGAGAUGAACAGUAGCCUACCCAUCCAGGUAGGGAACAAAUGCCAUGGAUUGUGUUUGAUAUCAUCCCUGAAUCCACCAUGACCUUUUGGAUUUACAGUCAUUUGAUUGCUUCACAAGGAUGAGGCGUUGGGUGGUGACUGAUCAAUGAUGACAUAUUUGGGGGGGGGGGGGGAGCAGUCAUGAGUUUCUGCCUUCCUUGGUUUAAACAUCUUUAAAGAGGAAUGAACGACGUGCAAGUUGUCAGAGAGUAUGGGGCUGGAUGGGGUUGACCUGAUGAUUCAAACUGAUGUCAAACUAUAAGAAGGGAGAGUUCAAUUCAUUAAGAGAGAAUUCACAAUCAGUUCUUCUCUACUGUGGGGAGAUUGUGCUCACCUCUGAGGUAAGAAAGCUGCUUUAUAUACUCAACAUUUCAGCAAACUACCAUGUCAUUUAGUUAACGCUGCAGAAAAACGUGUUACAUAGAACAUUGGCUGACUACUGUAUCUUCAUAGAGUAUACAGAUGUAUGAUCUUAAUUUGACCUGUGUUUUCACAGCAAAACAAUCCUGCAGCAAAGGGAUUUUAACGUUUAGUCCAUAAUGUUGCUUGAUCAGUGGUUAGGCUAUUAGCUGUCCUAAAGUAGGCUACAUGAAAAGCUCUGUUAAUAUAACCGUGUGUUAGCGUGGUUAGUUACUGCACCUUGUGUCAGUGGAUUUAUGUAAAUCACAAAGCUUAUCUGCAUAUCCUUCGGUGCAGAAAAAUUCUCAGCAACAACAGAGCGAUCAAACUAAGAUUCAUAUGUAGUAGAUACAGUACUAACAACACUAAUCAUGUUUUAUCUCCUAUUAUCCAAUCUUUCUUCAAACAUUUAGCCACACCUGAAUAAUGGGGGACUGGUCCUUUCUUGCUUCCUUGUUGGACAAAGUACAAUCCCACUCUACAGUUGUCGGGAAGGUUUGGCUGACAGUCCUGUUUGUGUUCAGACUGUUGGUUCUGGUUGCAGGGAUAGAAAAAGUAUGGGGGGAUGAGCAAUCACGUCUGGUCUGUAACACACUGUCACCAGGUUGUAAGAAUCUGUGCUACGACCGGGCUUUCCCCAUCUCCCACAUCCGCUUCUGGGUCCUUCAGAUCAUCUUCGUCUCCGUCCCAACUCUGGUUUACCUGGCACACGUCAUGCACGUCACCCACAAGGAGAAUAAACUGAGAAGACAACAAUCAAAAGGAAAGAAUGGAAUUGUGAAAGUGCCCAAAUACACUGACGACAAGGGCAAAGUUCACAUAAAGGGGACCUUGCUUGUCAGUUACAUGUCCAAUGUGUUAUUUAAGAUUCUAUUUGAGGUUGGAUUCAUAGUGGGCCAGUAUUACCUGUAUGGCUUUGUAUUGCCCAAUAAGAUUAAAUGCAGUGGAUACCCAUGUAAGGGAGACCAUGUAGAGUGCUUCAUAUCGCGGCCCACUGAGAAGACUAUCUUUAUCAUCUUCAUGCUGGUGAUGGCCUGUGUGUCUCUGCUGCUCAAUGUGGUGGAGAUGUUCCACCUGAUUGGAUCAAAGGUUAGGCAGGGGCGUAACAGACAACCUCCUGCAGCUGAGAGGUAUGCACUCCAUGAUAAACACAAGCAAUUUGAUAAAGAGUCAUUCUGCUGAAUAUUCAGUUGAAUCACUGUCUAUCUUCAUUUGUUUUCUCGUGUACAGUAUGACGAGAGCCAUUGACCUCACAAUUAUAACAAGAAAUCCCGAAUACAAUACGUUGUUGUUUUUACCGCUGCUCUCUGACUCUCUGUUGUGUAAAAUUGAUUGAAUGUACUGCCUAUAUGUUUAAUAUGCAGUAAAAACUGGGAUGUUCUAACAAAUUCUAAGACAUUGCUGAGUUGUGACUAAAGUAUCUCUGAUGUCUGACGAAUACUAGAGGAGACUAGAUGUAUAGGCUACUACUGACAACCGAAUUGGUUCUUUUUGUGCGUUUUUUGUUUGGGAUAUGAAUCAUGAAAUAGUGCUGUGCAUUUAAUAAGGACGUGCCUUUUCAAAAAAUACAACAAAUCAAAUCAAAGUUGAUUUGUUGCAUACACAGAUUAGCUUGUCUGGAUCCAUGCAGUCAUAUAUCAAGCAUCAAAUUUGAGUUCACUGAGUUUUAUAAUGUUACAUAAUUUCCCUUCACAUAUGCAGCUGUAGACUGACACAUUUUUUCAUGAUGUAGCAAAAGCAAACUUUCACUGAUUGGUACAUAGAUGAUUAACUUUUGAAAAUGUCACCUCAUCGAAAUCUAACUGAUGAAGUACUUAUAAUUGCAUCUCCUACAAUUCAACCAUAAUUGACUCAAUAUUAUUGUACAUUCCUGCAGAUACAGUGUGUAGACUACAGCCACUGGGCACAGACAUCAAUUCAACGUAAUUUAAUUGAAAUGACGUGGAAACAAUGUUGAUUCAACCAGUGUGUGCCCAGUGGACAGCCUCAUUGUACACAUAUUUGUUAUGGUCAAUUACCAUGACAAGUUUGUUUGACCUCUUGACCCAUGAAGACUAUGCUGUGUAUACGUUUUAUGUUUUGGUCUGAGUCAAUUAAAUCACUGAUAUAAUAUACAGUACACAUCAAAGUCCUGUUUUGCUGCACAAUUUACUUUU
Molecule: messenger RNA, 3343 nt
Organism: Salvelinus fontinalis (brook trout)
Lineage: Eukaryota; Metazoa; Chordata; Actinopteri; Salmoniformes; Salmonidae
Product: gap junction Cx32.2 protein-like
Exons: 1
Coding region: 1614-2369 (251 amino acids)
Biological process (GO): cell communication
Cellular component (GO): connexin complex
Source: RefSeq, a predicted model, not a curated record